AUGGACGACUCGACGCCACCACCACCCGUCGAUCUGAGGCGCCGCAUCUUUGGGCGCAAGCCAGCCUGGCGAAUGUCAUAUCGUCUACUGACUUUUCUGGUUCCGUUUACUGUAUGCAUUUUGGCACUUUCCGUUAAGAGCUUACCUCUUCCGAACAAAAGUGAGGUUCGCAGAACUGUUGAGUUAAACAAUGAGGACUUUGACAUGCUACGCGAGAUGAGGGAAGAGAUUACUGUGUCCGGAAUUCGUAUCGAAAAUUACCAGCAAAAAAAGCACUCAGCAUUCCUUGGCUAUAAUUCGAGAAGCCACUCAAUCGUAAAGCCUAAUGAGCUGGUUCGUGUAGUGAUUUUUGGAUCGGGAUUUUCGCAUCUUCGAAAACUCAAAUUUUCUGGUAGUCAAUCUUGCGACGGCAACGAAAAAGCGUUUAGUGAAGCAGACUUCACCAUUAUGACUCCAACUAGAUUAGUCAUAGUUACCUCUUUCGAAAAACUUGUUAAUGAAGAAGACGUGUAUAGACUUUGCAUAGCUCGAAAGCGCAUGGGUAGACAGCUGCCAUAUACACAAAUCGACGACCCAUUCACUAUUAUCUCUACAAAGGUUCCCGAGAAGAAUUUCAUGUUCCCACUUUACAUUUCCUGUCCAUUGUUGUUUUGUUUGCUCUGCCUAUCGGGUUUGUUCUCCGGUUUGAACUUGGGUUUGAUGACCUUGACGCCAUACGAGUUGCAAUUGUAUAUCAAAUCGGGUACCCCAAGAGAAAAGUACUACGCUGAGCGAAUUUUGCCAGUUCGAAAACGUGGAAAUAUCCUUCUCUGCACCCUUCUCCUUGGAAACGUUGUUGUGAACUCGGCCGUUUCACUUUUGCUCGAUGACUUACUUGAAGGAAAUGGAGCAUUUGCCCUUAUCGCUUCGACUAUUGGUAUUGUCAUUUUCGGAGAGAUCGUUCCUCAAGCUAUCUGCGUGAAGCGCGGUUUGGAAGUUGGUUCGUACACAGUCCCGCUGACUAGAGUGAUUGUCGCAUUGAUGUAUCCGAUCACUUGGGUUAUAUCGAUGGUACUCGACUUUUUCCUCAAAGAAGAGUUGACCCAGCCGCUGGGACGAAAGAAAUUGGUUGAGAUGAUGAAAAUGAGCACCAUGACUGAUGCUUGUGAGGGCAACGACGAUUUCCGCAUGGCAUUGGGAGCUUUGGAAAUAGUUGAUAAAACAGCGAAACAUGCGAUGACCAAAAUUGAAGAUGUGUUUAUGUUGGAAUCCACAUUGAAGCUCACCCCCGUGACAAUGAACCAAAUCCUGGAGACCGGCUAUACACGCAUCCCAAUUUACGAGAAUGACCGCAACAACGUUGUUGACUUGCUCUUCAUCAAAGAUUUGGCUCUAUUGGACCCUGAUGACAACAUGGAUGUGAUGAAGGUCUGCUCGGUUUACAAACAUCAGCUCCGCAUUGUGGACGAGGAUACCCCAUUGAGAGUGCUUUUAGAUGAGUUCAAGAAGGGAGAAUACCAUUUGGCUAUGGUUCAUCGCGUCGUUUGCCAUGAUGACGCCGAUCCAACCUAUGAACUAGUUGGAUUGAUUACUCUUGAGGACAUUAUUGAAGAGAUCAUUCAGUCCGAGAUUCUUGACGAGACCGACGCUGUGUGCGACAAUGUCCACCGUAAGAAAAGACAGAAGAAGAGGAAUGCUCAUUUGCCACAAAUCGUUGACAUUAAAUCAAAAUGCGCAAUCAGUGUUCAAAUGCAAAUCGUCGUCGUCCAAUUCCUGUCGACAUUCCAUCCAAUCUUCUCGCCCAAAUAUAUCGCACCACUCGUGUUGGAAAAAUUGGUUCAAAAGAAUGUCCGACGAGUUGAGAAUGCGUAUUUUUCAUGCCUAAAUCAGCAGCGCACGCCACCGCAACCUGCUGUUUUGUAUACGAACGGCGAAUUCAGCGACAAAUUUGUGUUGUUCUUGGAAGGUGGCUCGCUGGUCAACGUCGGAAAGGAGCACAUGCUGCUUGAGACAAAAGCAUGGCAACACAUUGGUCUUGAGGUGCUUGAAGGAUUGAUUCGGGCGAUUAGAGAAGAGGAAGAGAAAUCGGGAAGCCCGAGUUUGUCAUUUGCAAAUGAGCUCAAAGUCCAGAAAAAAAUUGGUUUCGUUCCGGAUUUCACCGCUGUUGUCCGCAAUGAGUGCACCUUCUUCGAAUUGAACGUUUCCGAUUACUGCACGGCCUUCAAAGCUUCAAUUUUGAAUAAUAGCACAUCCGAGGUUCCUCUGUCGAGAUCGCAAUCUCGCGUGAGCUUGGUGGAAGAUGUCUCUUCAAAGAAUUCUUCGCCACACAAGCAUUGCCCAAGACUCCGCUCAUGCAGUGAUAGCGAAACCUCCGCAUUGUUGAUGAAUGGUACUGAAUUAACCGACCUGACAUUUACCGAAAAGACCCCAUUGGCUACCAGCGCUGUUUAA
This is a messenger RNA of Caenorhabditis bovis, 2430 nucleotides long. The record is from the annotation of a GenBank genome assembly. Lineage: Eukaryota; Metazoa; Nematoda; Chromadorea; Rhabditida; Rhabditidae.